Messenger RNA from Pichia kudriavzevii, 1380 nucleotides. RefSeq lists its product as uncharacterized. Lineage: Eukaryota; Fungi; Ascomycota; Pichiomycetes; Pichiales; Pichiaceae. The transcript has a single exon. The coding region runs from base 1 to 1380 and encodes 459 amino acids. Gene Ontology annotation, cellular component: nucleus; cytoplasm. The record is from RefSeq and is a predicted model, not a curated record. Gene Ontology annotation, molecular function: GTPase regulator activity.
AUGCACAAGUCUCUUACAGUGUUGCCACACACUGGGCAAUUGUCAUAUCCUAUAAGUACAGCAAACAAGGCAAACUUAGUGAUGGAUCAAUUGUUAUCCAAGGCGGGUAGUACAUUGGUCACCUUUGCAGUUAGGUCCAGUGUUCAAGUUGCAUCGAGCUAUGUGAUUAAAUCGGUUGGCACCUUGAUGGAUAAGGUUCCUCAUAAUGAACGGAAGAAGUUAGAUAGGAAACGAGAAAUGCUUCAGAAUAAAAUUGAAACAGUUACCUAUUCGAUUGGGGUUAUUCAACUGAUGGCAGCAAGAGGAAAUUCUAACUUGGACAGCGUUUUAAGACUCGCUGAUUAUUUAAAAGAAGACAUUGAUGAAUUUACCAAGGACAUAACACGAUUCACUUCUGGUAACCCUAAUAAACAAUUGAGUUCUGAGACUAUAAAAUUAAUCGAGAAGAUGAUUGAUGAGUUAGUCGAAAAGAUCGACAAAAUUGUGCCGGUGUUAAACUUGGUUCUCACCACAUAUGGGGCUUCAUCAGUUAGCAAUUUCCAAGACUAUGUCUCUCCUGGAAGGUUAUUGAAUGCUACUGUACUUGUGAAUAAAUCCAAUGAUGAACUGAAAGGCAUGGCGGAGGGCAAAAGGAGUCCCGUUGGUCCCCAGUUCUCUUUGACCUUUUACAAUAUCUAUUAUAACCCGAAUACCGAGAGCCAUAUUACUUGGAGAGAGAAAUAUGCACGUUGCAAGUUUCAAAUAUUCAGAAAACACCAUCCAGAGAUGGAGUACUACUACGAAUUGGAGGUUGAAGAAGAUUUUGAUGAUGAAAGAUACCACGAUACCGAAGAGUCGCCAGGCUCUAUUACAUAUGAUAUUAGACAGAUAGCAAAGUUAUUUUUCAGUGCUUCAGGGCGGUUAUUGAAAUUAGAAGAUAAAUCUACUCCUGUUUUGGUUUUCAAAAUGAGAGAUGACUUGAUUGAGAGCCAAGAAAGAGAAGAUGUAGUUUCGGCAGAAGAAAGUCAAUCUGAGACUGGAGUUGAAUGGAUUGCGUUCGGUGACUAUGAAACUCCCGAUAACACUAGCUCUGAUGAGGAUGAAGAUGGGGAGGAAGAAGACGACGAUGAAAAUGAUGCUGGCGGAAAUAAUCAAAUCAAAGUGGUGGAAUCUAAAGCAAUAGAAACGACAAAACCUCAAAAAAAUACAGGAAGUGGAUCACCGCUAGCACUGUUAGAGUAUUUGAUACGUCUUUGUACCUUACAAGCAAAUGACCAGACUCCACUGUUGGAAGUAAAAGAUGAGAGGCUACGGCUGUACCUUUCAGACGAAAACUACAUGCAAAACGUGUCUAAUAAGCUAACGACACUUAACAAAAAAAUGGAAGAACUAAAAAUAUAG